CUGUUAUGCCUUGAAAGGGCGUGCUGAAGGGGGCCAUUCAGACAAACCUGGCAACACAGCACGAGCUUUCAGCCGCAUCAGAUAGUAGCUCCUGCCAUUGAUCUCCGGCGUGUUUCUUCCGUAGCUCAAAAGGGGUUGGGACCAAUUAUGGCUGAUGAGGGAUACGUUGUUCGAAUCAGGGGUCUGCCUUGGUCUUGUUCAGUGGAUGAAGUACAGAGGUUUUUUGCAGGCUGCAAAAUUCUGAACAAUGGAGGUGGAAUACAUUUCACCUACACCAGAGAGGGACGUCCAAGUGGAGAGGCAUUUGUGGAACUGGAGACCGAGGAAGAUCUGAAGAUAGCAGUGAAGAAGGAUAGAGAAACCAUGGGUCACAGAUAUGUAGAGGUGUUUAAAUCCAACAAUGUUGAGAUGGAUUGGGUCAUGAAGCACACUGGCCCAAAUUGUCCCGAGACAGCAGGAGAUGGACUUGUGCGCCUCCGGGGCCUUCCCUUUGGCUGCAGCAAGGAAGAGAUCGUCCAGUUUUUCUCAGGGUUGGAAAUCGUGCCAAAUGGGAUAACAUUGCCGGUGGACAUCCAGGGGAGGAGUACGGGGGAGGCCUUCGUGCAGUUUGCUUCACAGGAUAUAGCUGAAAAGGCUCUAAAGAAACACAAGGAAAGAAUAGGGCACAGGUACAUUGAGAUAUUCAAGAGCAGCCGCGCUGAGGUGCGGACCCACUACGAACCCCAGCGGAAGCCUAUGGGGAUGCAGAGACCAAGCCCCUACGACCGGCCCUCGGCUGGACGGGGUUACAACAUGAUGGGCCGGGGAGGAUCCUAUGAAAGGCUGCGUCGAGGAGGCUAUGGAGGAGGUGUAUCUGAUGGGCGGUAUGGGGACGGCGGCUCUUCCUUUCAAAGCACAACAGGCCACUGCGUCCACAUGAGGGGGCUGCCAUACAGAGCCACAGAGACAGAUAUAUACAAUUUCUUCUCUCCGCUGAAUCCUGUUCGGGUCCACAUUGAGGUCGGCCCAGAUGGGAGGGUGACGGGGGAGGCAGAUGUGGAGUUUGCGACACACGAAGAUGCCGUUGCAGCAAUGUCCAAAGACAAAGCCAACAUGCAGCACCGCUACGUGGAGCUGUUCUUAAACUCCACAGCAGGGGGCAGUAACGGCGCCUAUGGCAGUCAGAUGAUGGGUGGCAUGAGUAACCAGUCUUCAUACAGCGGAGGCCAGUUGAGCUCAGGGUACUCUGGUGGGUACAACAGCCAAGGAAGCAUGGGUGGCUACAGUGAAUACAUUAGGUAACCAGGGCGGGAUGGGAAGCAGUUACUAUGGCGGUGGUGGAGGCGGAAGCAGAGGCUCGAUGAAUGGACUUGGUGGGGGAUGGGGAAUGUAGUUUGUUUUUUUUUGUUUUUUUCUCACUCUCAACCCUUAAUUUGAUGUUUUUAACUCAGCAUUUUGCUGAAAAAGACUGGAAAAUGUCUCACUUUGUUAAACAUAGGCUGAUGAGGUGAGGUUGUUUUCUCUGAAAAUAUGGAGGGGAGGGGGUUUAUAUUUUUUUUAAGCCGGUGAUUUACAGAGAGAUGCGAGAUUUGUUUGUCACAAGAAAUGUAACCGAAGUGUUGUCUUCCCCAUUCCUCUCAGACCCAACUCAUUACAAAACCCCCCACAUGUUUAAUUUUCCACUGUCCUGAAGUUUGAUGUUUUCUCCAAACACCGGCCCGUUUCUGAAGGUUAACUCUUCCCAUGCUGGUGGACGACUCUUGAGUGCAUGAGCAGAAAAAAAAAAACUUGUAUUUUUUUGGAUGUUUGACCUCAUUUUGCUGGUUCAGUGUUUCAGUUGAAAUGUAUGUUUGACUUCAAGGUGCGCAGGGGUUUUGUUUCUUGAUGUUAUGACUGUUCUUACUUUUUUUUUUCCUUGAAGAGGGCUACCGGAUGGCAAAUGAACCUAAAAUCUGCUACCAUGGAGGUUUUUACAGCUUUGAAUGCUAUUUGUAUUUUCUGUGCACAAAGUGAAUAAAGUAGUCUGAAAUACCACAAUGACA
Cyprinodon tularosa is the source of this 2021-nucleotide messenger RNA. RefSeq names its product heterogeneous nuclear ribonucleoprotein H-like. Gene Ontology annotation, biological process: regulation of RNA splicing. The transcript is spliced from 11 exons. Gene Ontology annotation, molecular function: RNA binding. Gene Ontology annotation, cellular component: ribonucleoprotein complex; nucleoplasm. Lineage: Eukaryota; Metazoa; Chordata; Actinopteri; Cyprinodontiformes; Cyprinodontidae. The record is from RefSeq and is a predicted model, not a curated record. The coding region runs from base 148 to 1281 and encodes 377 amino acids.